Messenger RNA from Diaporthe batatas, 2282 nucleotides. RefSeq lists its product as uncharacterized. The transcript is spliced from 2 exons. The record is from RefSeq and is a predicted model, not a curated record. Gene Ontology annotation, molecular function: oxidoreductase activity, acting on paired donors, with incorporation or reduction of molecular oxygen, reduced flavin or flavoprotein as one donor, and incorporation of one atom of oxygen; heme binding; iron ion binding. The coding region runs from base 494 to 2083 and encodes 529 amino acids. Lineage: Eukaryota; Fungi; Ascomycota; Sordariomycetes; Diaporthales; Diaporthaceae.
UAUUGAAUCAAUGCUACGCCCGCCUUGCAAGGUCCCGACUCCAUCUACUGAUUGAUGGUUCCAAAAUUACGACAACCUUCCCUCCCGCUUGCCACGCCCUUUAAGCUUUUUGGGGAUAGGGCGUUUCAAUGGCACUUGAUCCUGGUCGCGGCCGCGGGCUCCCCCCUCUUCCUCUCUGCCUCUUCAAACACUACACAGACACCGGCAGGGGUCGGUCUGAAUAUUCUGCCGCCCCUCCGCUUCUCCGUGCCAGUGGUGCAACUCCAAACUUCACAUGCAUGGUCAACGCAACGUCUUCUAAAGUCCCGCACCUCCCCUCGACGACGUCUUGAUAUAAGCUGGACUUCACCUGCCUCAAGCCGAUUCAAGUUUGUCGAUUGACCAUUUCACCCGCCUCAGGUUGCUCAAGCGCCUGUAUUAUCCGACCGGCCUACUUUCCGCGUCACACUUGGUCGAGAACUUCUCGCUUGGGCCCUUUUCUGCCGCCGUCACCAUGGCAAAUACUUCUGUUGUCGCAGCGCUGUUGGUCGGCGUGAGCUAUGUCAUCUUUCGACUGCUCAACAAGGUCGUUGAGUCGCGCAGGAGGACGGCGGAGGCCCACCGGUUGGGUUGCAAGGACCCGCCGCUUGAGCCUAAUCGUUGGCCAUUUGGAAUACACAACGUCAUGAAAGCCAUGAAAGCCGACAAGGCGAAACUGUUCCUAGAAUGGAUAGGGGAGCGUCAUGCCGCGAUGGGCGUUAACACCUGGAGGUACUCCUUGUUUGGGCUAACCAACGUCUUCACGACGGACCCAAAAAAUGUUCAGGCGAUUCUGGCGAAUAACUUCGGGACCUUUGACCUCGGUCCGCAGCGGGAGGGCAUGUUCUGGCCGCUUCUCGGCAGUGGCAUUUUCACCCAGAGCGCCAAGGAGUGGAAGCACUCCCGUGAGCUCAUGCGGCCGCAGUUCACCCGCGACCAGGUGAGCGAUCUGGAUCUAGAAGAACUGCACCUGCAGAACAUGGUCAGCGCGCUGCGUGACAGGAUACAGCCCGAUGGCUGGACAAACAUGGUCGACCUGCAGGUUCUCUUCUUCCGCCUUACGCUCGAUUCUGCGACCGAGUUCCUGCUCGGAGAGUCGGCCGACUCUCAGCUCCAGCACAUCCCCGGCUACGGCAAGGAACGCAACUCCGCAGAGGAUAUUCACAACAUCGACUUUGCCUUUCAUUUUGACAGGGGCCAAGUUGGACUCGCCACACGCACUCACCUAGGCCCCAUGUACUGGCUCUACACCUCGUCCAAAUUUCGCGAGUCGGUAAGGGAGUGUAACAAGUUCAUCGACUAUUAUGUCAAGCGUGCUCUCGUUAAGGACUUGCGCGAGAAGGGCUCCGAGAAGGAUGGCAAGAAGAAGAAGUAUGUCUUCCUGGAUGCCAUAGCGGAGAAGACUCAGGAUCCCAUCGAGCUCCGAUCGCAGUUGUUGAACAUCCUCCUCGCGGGCCGCGACACCACCGCCUCGUUGCUGGGCUGGCUGUUCCACCUGCUUGCCAAGGACCCAGCCCGCUACAAGAAGCUGCGCGACACCAUUGUUGAAGAGUUCGGGACUUUCUCCAACCCAAAGGAGAUCACCUUUGCCGGCCUCAAGGGCUGCCAAUACCUGCAGCACUGCAACAACGAGACGUUGCGCCUCUACCCCGUCGUGCCCAUCAAUAGCCGCUGGGCCUACAAUGACUCCGUAUUGCCCACUGGAGGCGGGCCCAACGGCACUGACCCGGUGUUUGUGCCAAAAAACACCGCCGUCGACUACUGUGUCUAUCUAACGCACCGCCGCAAGGACAUUUGGGGCCCUGACGCGGAUGAGUUCAGGCCUGAGCGAUGGGAGGGCCGCAAGGUCGGCUGGGAGUUCCUGCCGUUCAACGGCGGGCCUAGAAUAUGCCUUGGGCAGCAAUUCGCCCUCGCUGAGUCGAGCUACGUGACCGUGAGGCUGCUGCAGCGGUUCGACGCGCUCGAGAGCAUGGAGCGGGACCCCGUGGCCAGGCAGCACCUGACACUGACGAGCUGCAAAGCCUAUGGCGUUAACGUCAGGAUGCAUGCGGCCGCUCAAUCUUGAACCUACAAGAACUCGAGACUGAGGACUGAGACCGGUUAAGCACUUAUGCGGUAUUGCAGUUUGUGAUUGUCUUGAUAGAGCAUUAGUAACUUGGGUCGGCGUUCAGUGGGUUUUCAGACACCUAUGUAUUUAUCUUGGUGAUUGUAAUUAAUAGCUUUGUAUACCUAGGUACUCAGCGAUAUCUCUCUGCUCCAGGGGG